This is a messenger RNA of Periophthalmus magnuspinnatus, 1813 nucleotides long. RefSeq names its product lysosomal associated membrane protein 1b (gene lamp1b). The record is from RefSeq and is a predicted model, not a curated record. Bases 304 to 1053 code for a protein of 249 amino acids. The transcript is spliced from 6 exons. Gene Ontology annotation, cellular component: membrane. NCBI's taxonomy places the organism in Eukaryota, Metazoa, Chordata, Actinopteri, Gobiiformes, Gobiidae.
GGGUGUUUUUUAAGCGUCGUGUCACAUGAUGUGGAUGACAGACUCUGCGGCGGUAAACAGCUCACGACGACACACGAUAUUUUCCGCGCGUUAUUCAUCACUUUGUUGCUUUGCUUCUAGAAACAAGAAAAAGGUUUAAUCACAGCAGCAUUUAAGUCAAAGGACGUUUUAAGGAGUUCUUGAAAACCUAAAGUUAGCUUAGCGGGGCAGCGCGUUUAGCUAAAUAGUUGUCUGUCUGCUGUUGUGUUGCUGUUGUGUUGAUACUGUGAUUGCGUAACCAAACUUUUGAGAAAGCUGUGUACAAUGGCACAGAUUGGCACGGCAUUGUGCGUGGGAUUGAGCCUGUAUUUAAUUUUCGCCACUAUUUUGCACCAAGGUUCCGCUGACUCUGUUUCCACACCUGUACCUCCACCAACAACUCCUCCACCUCACAAGGGCCCUGGCAUACCCCCUCAAGGAGAAUAUAGAGUCAAAAAUGAGAAUGGCACAGUAUGCUUGAAAGCAAAUAUGGCUGUCCAGAUCAAUAUAAGCUUCAGUGAUGCUCAAAAUCUGACUGUGCGAAACGUUGUCAACCUUAAACCAAAUGAGACUACAAGCUCAGGAACAUGUGACAAAGAAAGGGCCACUUUGACACUCCAAUCAGGCCUAAAGACAGAACUUACUUUUGUAUUCUCCUUAAAUACCACAUCUAAUAAAUACCAUUUGAAUGGUUUGUCUAUUUUGGCAAUCUGGCCGGACAUGAAAGAGCGCUUUUCUGCCCACAAUGACAGCCUGGACUACCUCCGGGGCAGCCUUGGCUUCUCAUACAUGUGUCAGUCGGCGCAAACCCUAGAGGUGUCCCCAGACUUUUCACUUAACACAUACUUGCUACAUGUGCAGCCCUUUGAUCUGACAGGAGAUGCAUUUGGAUCUGUGCUGGAAUGCCUGUUGGAUGAAGAUAACUUGAUAAUUCCUAUUGUGGUUGGGGCAGCUUUGGCAGUACUUGUACUUAUUGUGCUAUUGGCCUACCUGAUUGGCAAGAAGAGAAGUCAUGCAGGCUAUCAGACCAUUUAAAUUGCAGUGUCAUUUUCUAUAAGGCCAGUGUCCACUGUAUUUUCUAAUUGGCUAUACUUUUCCCAUCAUACCCUUUUUUCUUUUGCACGUUUCUGUGAAUGUCUCUUAUCUGUUACUUAGGACAAAAGCUCUUACAACACAGAUUUAAUAGGUCCAUAAAAGUUCUCAAAAUCUGCACAUUUUAAAUAAGGGAUUUAAAUCAAAUUUUGUUAGUUUCUCUUCUGAAAAGUGUAAAAAGGAUACUUUGCUAUAUUUGGCUUAAACCAUCCUCAAUUCAAGACAGCUUAACAGUUCAAGAACAGUAACUAAAUUUCUACCAACUUCACUGUUUUCUAUGGCGUUUGUUGCACUUUUAGCAGGGGAACGUAAAGAAAUGUCAGUCCUCUAUAAUCUAGCUGUUGGCUAGGAUCAAUUAAGACUUGAUAUUUUGGGUGCUAAAGGGAAAUGUUACUCACUACAGUUGUUUAUAAAUGUACAGUAAGCCAUAAUACCAGUGCCUUUUCAAUGGUUACAUGGGAAGUAGACAUUUCAUAAACAUCACUGCCUCUGCCAUGUACACACAUGGUCAUGUAAUAUUAUGUUUGUUUGAUAUGUUUUUUGUCACUUGUAUACAUAUAUUGUUUUAAUGGACUGAUGUUAUUUCUAAAAGGGAGUUUAAUAAAAAUAAAUGAGUGAAUUUCAAAGUUUAUUUAAAGAGUUGUUUUUUUUUCAGUCAAACUAUGUAAUAGUUAAAGUAAACCUGUACAAAAUUGCCCCAUCC